Molecule: messenger RNA, 258 nt
Organism: Cylicostephanus goldi
Lineage: Eukaryota; Metazoa; Nematoda; Chromadorea; Rhabditida; Strongylidae
Source: the annotation of a GenBank genome assembly
AUGCCCGUCACCUUUGUACGCUCAUGUGGUAUUGCUUCUACUCAGGCGCUUAGACGGAAAGAAUCAAGAAUGGCGAACAGAAUGGAAGGCUGUGAGCACUUUGGUCUUGUUAGCUGUGGGUAUGAGGAAUGGGGCAUGGCUGUGGAAAUUGACAGAAUUAGCACAGCUGCAGUUAGGACAGUUUUGGAAAGUAGGGAGGUGGGAGGAGGAGAGGGAGGAGCGAUGAAAGUAGCUCAUAAGAAGCAAAAUCGUGUUUAA